Messenger RNA from Myxozyma melibiosi, 2097 nucleotides. Its product is annotated as ferric reductase NAD binding domain-containing protein. Gene Ontology annotation, molecular function: ferric-chelate reductase activity. NCBI's taxonomy places the organism in Eukaryota, Fungi, Ascomycota, Lipomycetes, Lipomycetales, Lipomycetaceae. Gene Ontology annotation, biological process: intracellular iron ion homeostasis; iron ion transport; copper ion import. The record is from RefSeq and is a predicted model, not a curated record. Bases 1 to 2097 code for a protein of 698 amino acids. The transcript is spliced from 4 exons. Gene Ontology annotation, cellular component: plasma membrane.
AUGAAGCUCCGUAUCCUACUACUAGCGACCGCGUCUGUCCUUCCGCUCGCCACCGCUACGACGAUCUGUGAAUCUGCCUGCUCGACGCUCCUGUCCUCCUAUUCAUUCAGCGGUUGUCUGACCUCAGAAUCCUCCUCCUCCGCCUCUAGCAUCUGCUGCACAAGCACGGCCUACGCCGAGUCUUAUACCCUCUGUCUGGCAAACUGCAAUGUCAGAGAGCGUGUCGCUACAUGGAACAGCUUCCGGCGGCAGUGCGCCUAUGCGCUGUGCGAUACAAACGGCAGCUACGACGAAAUCUACAGCAACGCUCUUGACAACAGCGAGACGGCGGCCGCAGCCGCCAACUCUACUUCGCUGUCUGUCGCCGUCGAGGUGCUUCCGGCGUCGUUCGAGUCCCAAUAUGCGUAUCAAAGAGCACUGGCUGCGAACUCGCUGCACAACAAGAUAUACGGUACCGUACUCGUUCUGUUCUGGUUCCUUGCCGUCUUCAUUGCUGCCUUGGCGCGCCUUCAUGGUAUCCUCUUUGACAGACUGAAACGGCCCCGGAGUCCGACCUCACGAUGGAUCCAGAAGAAUCUUGCUCUGCCGCCCUUGUUUGGUCGUCAGCACAUGGAAUCCGUAAAGAUUGCAGCUUUCCCUGUAGGCCAGCUACCGCUUCUUUGGCAGUCAUGCGUCAUUGGCCUCUUCUGCUUCCUAAAUCUGAUCUUUGUUGUUGCUGAAUUCGACGCCGAUCUGGAGGCCAAGGAGAUUAUGAGCGAGAAUUCUCAGAUGAUUCUCUUCUCGGCAAAGCGAACUGGGGUUAUGGCAAUCUUUUUGCUGAUCCCCACUUUGCAGUUUGCCGGACGUAAUGCAUUCUUAUGCCAAAUCACUGGCUGGUCCAGCGAUACCUUCAGGCUCUUUCAUCGCUGGUGUGCUCGGGUGGCUGCCUUUGACGUUUUCGUUCAUGGAGUGCUGGAAACCGUCUACUUUGUGAGCAUGAAGAUAUAUACUACCGUCGUUAUAGAUGCCAUCUCCAAUCUAGUUGGCGUUAUCGCUACUAUAAUACUGGCUCUUAUCAUCAUUGAAUCAUUCCAUGCAUUCCAGCGGUUGUGGUACGAGAUUGUCAUGACGAUCCACAUCGUGCUUGCCGUCGCGUUUGUAUUAUUAUUGAAAUAUCAUAUUGACUCAACCGUCUAUGUGUAUUUGGUGUAUACUGCCGCUGCCGUCUAUCUCUUUGACCGUCUUCUACGACUUCUGCGGGUCGUUUACGGCAACUUCUCCGGACAGGCCGAGAUCCACGCGAAUCAAAAUGCAACACAGGUCACCGUCAAGCCUUUCGUGCCGUUCACGUACAAGCCGGGGCAGUUUGCUUACAUGUACACUCUCCGUCUUAACUUUUGGCUGGCAAACCCGUUCAGCGUGGCCCAGUCUGACGAAUUGGGAUACUUUUUCGUCGCAAAGAGAUUUAAUCGGGUUACCAGGCGGAUACACGCACAUGCAGUUGACAAGCAAACCUCGCGGGCGCGGAUAUGGAUUGAAGGUCCUUAUGGGGUCUCAUAUCCGCUUGAAAAGUACGACAAUGUACUUUUGCUCGCAGGCGGAGUCGGCGUCACUGCUGCGAUGUCUUACGCCUUGAGCCUACAGAGAAAAGGUAGCAAUCGAAAGGUUUCCUUUUACUGGGUCAUUCGCGAUCGAGAGAACGUGGGAUGGAUGACUUCUCAACUCAGACAGAUUUCAGAGUGUCCGUUCAUGGAUGUUCAUAUAUACAUCACAUCUGAAAUCUUCAAAGAGCCUCCAGCAUCAGCAGUUUCUCGAUCCAAGUCGCUCAAUGAGAAGAGUUACGGUGCAAGACUAUACGAAACGGUCGAGAUUGGCGAGGACUUUGGAAUGACCGAGAAACUGGUGAGCUCGUUUUCGACUUUGAACGUGACGUACCAUACCGGCCGUCCGAACGUGCCGCGCGUGGUCGAGCGAGAGAUUCGCGAGGAAGCUGGAAGCUUGGCCGUGUUUACCUGCGGUCCGGCGGGCUUUGUUGAUCUAGCGAGGACCACAGUAAUUCGGAAUCUGGAUGUGCGGCCGGAUCGCCGGAUUGAUUAUUUCGAGGAUGGUUUUUCAUGA